This is a messenger RNA of Maudiozyma barnettii, 1683 nucleotides long. It is a transcript of the gene THI20, whose product is annotated as trifunctional hydroxymethylpyrimidine kinase/phosphomethylpyrimidine kinase/thiaminase. The transcript has a single exon. The record is from RefSeq and is a predicted model, not a curated record. Gene Ontology annotation, molecular function: thiaminase activity; phosphomethylpyrimidine kinase activity; hydroxymethylpyrimidine kinase activity. NCBI's taxonomy places the organism in Eukaryota, Fungi, Ascomycota, Saccharomycetes, Saccharomycetales, Saccharomycetaceae. Gene Ontology annotation, cellular component: cytosol. The coding region runs from base 1 to 1683 and encodes 560 amino acids. Gene Ontology annotation, biological process: thiamine biosynthetic process.
AUGCCAUAUUCAACUAUUACUAUCAAUAAUCCGCCACCUUAUUUGACGCUAAGCAGCUCGGAACAUUUACCAACUGUGCUAACUGUUGCUGGGAGUGAUUCCAGUGGUGGUGCCGGUAUCGAGGCAGAUAUCAAGACAAUUACUGCUCAUAGAUGUUACGCCCAGACGUGUAUCACGGCGUUGACUGUUCAGACUCCUGUCUCGGUGUUUGAUGUGCAAUUGACUCCGAAGAAGAUCGUCAGUGGUAUUCUCGAGGCCAACCUUAGAGACAUGAAAUGUGACGUUAUUAAGACCGGUAUGCUUACAAUGGAUGCAAUUGCUGCAUUGUAUGAUAGAAUAAAUACUAUUUCUGUCGUAGAAAGACCUUUAUUGGUCGUCGAUCCUGUCCUAGUGGCCACAUCUGGAUCUCCAUUAGCUGGUGAUGAGUUAGUUGCUGAAAUCAAAGAAAAAAUUACUCCUUUUGCAACUAUUUUGACACCAAAUAUUCCGGAGUCAUUCAAAUUAAUUGGUGAAGAACGUACCAUUGAUUCACUAGACGCAUUAUACAAGCUAGCUAUGGACGUUAGAGAUGCUUGUCACUGUACUAACGUCUUAAUUAAAGGUGGUCAUAUUCCAUGGAAUGGACAACACCAAGGUGAUAAUCACCGAUAUAUUACCGAUGUAUUACUUCUUGGCGAAUCUGAUAAGUUCAUUGUCUAUAAAGGCCAUUACUCAGAAACUACGCAUACUCACGGUACUGGUUGCACUUUAGGGUCCGCCAUUGCAUCCAACUUGGCCCGUGGUUAUUCUUUGGCUCAAUCUGUCUAUGGUGGUAUUGAAUAUGUACAGAAUGCAGUUGCUGUCGGUUGCGAAGUAACUAAAGAUAUAGUGAAAGAAAAUGGUCCAAUCAACCAUGUCUACGCUGUCGAGAUACCAUUAGAGAAAAUGCUUACAGAUGAAUGUUUCAGUGCCACUGAAGUGAUUUCACCAAAGAUAGAUAGCGUAAUUCCAAAGGAUAUGCCUUUAAUGAAACAAAAUUUCUCAGAAUAUUUACAAAACCAUCCAAAAGUUAAACCUCAUUGGGAUUCUUAUAUUAAACAUGAUUUCGUUAGACAAAUUGCAAAUGGGACUCUAGCCAAAGAAAAAUUUCAAUAUUUUGUUGAACAAGAUUAUUCUUAUUUGGUUGAUUACGGUAGGGUUCAUUGUAUUGUAGCCUCGAAAAUUCCUACAUUGGAUGAUAUGGAAAAAGAAUUGAUGAUGGUUGCUGGUGUUAGAAACGAGAUGGAUAACCACAAGAAAAGACUUCGUGAAGAAUUUGGAGUCAAGGAUGAUUCAUAUUUUGAACAAAUUACUAGAGGUCCUGCUUUGAAGGCAUAUUCACGUUACUUCAACGAUGUUGCCCUAAGAGGCAACUGGCAAGAAUUGAUCUCUGCUUUGACACCAUGUCUAAUGGGGUAUGGUUAUGCAUUAUACCAUGUUGAAGGCAAUAUCACCACUACUGAUCCAGUAUAUUUGGAUUGGUUAGCUGUUUAUUCUUCUGAAGAAUAUCGUCAUCAUAUGGCUGAAGGUGAAAGAUUGAUGCAACAUGUGUUACAAACAUACCCAUUGGAGAGUCUUGACACUUUGAUUGACAUUUAUGCUGAUGUUUGUGAACUUGAGACGCAGUUUUGGGACGCCGCUUUGAAUUAUACGAGAAACCAAUAA